GCAUCUGUUCAGGAACAUCGUCCCCACCAGAAGACAGGAAAAAUGUUAGGAGGCAAGGUACCCACAGACGGUGACCGUAAGCAUCUACUGGAGAACAUUGCAGCCAUGGUCCCAGAUCACUGUGCUCGUGUACAGAAACUUGAGGAAGCAGAUGCAUCCCGCGAGAGGAAAAAGAAGAUUGUGGUAAAGCAAGAAGCUUUGAAAUUUGGUCGAUCACUUGAAAUGGCCACACGUGGCUUAAAACCAGCCUCCUCCAAGGAGCAGUUGGAGAAAGGUGCAGAGGUACUUGUAACAGAAUCACAGCCUACAGGGUCAAAGGUCAAGGGGUCACCAAGCCUUGUGCAUAAACCUACCUCAAGUGCAACGGAUGCAACUAGUAAAUCGUCUUCUCUUCCACCAAGUGGUUCUACAGAUAAAGUUUGCACUAAGGGAGACAAAGAUCAACAAAGUGACCGGUCAAAGAGUGAACCUCGACCAUUUUUAAUGGAGAAAAGUCGUUCUUUGGACAACCAAUUAGAUUCAAGAGACCUUGCAGUGUCAGAUCUGUCAGUGAAGAGGAAGCCAGCAGUCGUUGUUAGUGCAGAACUACCAGCUGCAAGUAAGUGUUUACCUGUUGAAGUCCCUAAAAAUCAAGUCAAUGGUGACAGAGUAGCUGCUGGCAAACCGCAGUCAAACAGUAGUAAAGGUGGUAGUUCAAAACGAUCCAAAAGUGUUGAUAGUGGCGCUCUUGAGGAUAAAGAUGUGAAAAGGAACGCGGAAAUUUUACGAAUUCAGAAAAAUGCUGCACGUGCAAAUUUCUUUAGUUCAAUUACAACACCUCCGACCUCCCCAGAAGAGGAGAAAAGGCCAGUGUCUUCUCCCAGUGGGGCUAAAUCUAUGGACUACACAGUUCGAAUUUCUCCUGUCAAGGUCACUGUGUCUGGAGAAACUAAGUACACAGUUAGUCCUUCAAACACUCAACGACAAACAGCCUCUGGGAAACCUACAUUCUUGCCAGUUUCCUCAAAAAAGGAGAAAUCCAGUGAGAAUAAAAGUGCCACACCCUCUCCAACCACCCCUAGUUAUAUAAUAACACCAGGUGGUUCUCGUGUUAGUAGCAUUCCAAAGAUUUCGCCUCAUAAAACUUCAUCUGGUGCUUCUCUGCAAAAUCGUGAUAUAAGUGAACCAAAGAUAUCAUCAUCACAAUCAUCUAAGGAAUCUGGAUCAGUCUCUGCAAAUGGGUCUUCAGAUGCAAAAUCAAAUGGUAGAGCUUCUGACAAGAAAGGAAGUUCAGAUAGUAGUGCGGAGGGGCGACAAAGAAGAGCGCCCCCUCCACCUCCUCCUAGAAAAAGCAGCAGUCGGCCAAGUUCUUCCAUAAACACUUCAGGGCCAGUGUCUCCAGUUCAUACCGAGGCUGACCCUCAAGACUCCAGUGUGAUAACAGGCCAUCGUAUGGGGCCUGCCCUCAAUGUGGGUACUCUUACUUCCACACCUAAAGCAGGAAUCACCCACAAGCCCACUACCAAGUUCGAGAAAGAUUUAGCUGGUGGUAAAAGUGUAAGUAGUUUAAGUAACGGUGACAAAAGGAGAUCAGACACACAGUCAGUGAAAUCAGACAAAUCCCAAACUCCUUUGGUAAAAUCAGAGAAAGGUUCUCCAGUUGCGGCAUUGAAAUUUGAUGAUGCCUCUGAACAAAGUGAAACAGCAUCAGGAAUGACACGUGAGGAACGCGAGGGAAGCAGUGAAAGCACAACUAGUUCAAGUUCACUAGACUCGCAGCAGGGCACUGUUGUACUACGGUGUGCUGCAAAAACAAGCCGGAAACCAAAACCUCCACCCCCUGCUAGGCGAUCUAGUCUGCCUCUUGGCAACAAUCCACCUGUAGAAAAAACACACAGUAGUGGAAAGUCAAAGGUCAAUGGGAGAAGGGAGAGUGAGGGCGACAUUGGAUGAUGUGUCUGGACGUGCUGUAAAUGACAAGUUUUUUUUCAUUCUCAUUCUAACCAGAAUUGAUAUGUGUUAUGAGAUUGCAGUCCUAUGUUUUGUAUCAUGCUGACACACUGCCGUGUUUGAAAACAUUGUUUCAUGCGUUAUUUGAGAAGUACAGAAUAAAUUACAAUGAAUUUUAUGUGAUUUUACUUACACUGCCAUGUAGGUGCCUCGUGGCUAAUAUAAGUCUCUACCUACUUACAGGUAGAAUAAAACAAAGGCUGUUUCCUGUUUCUCAGUUAGAUAAUUGUUUCAGAUGUAUAAUAUUGUUUAUAAACCUUUCACUGCUACAUGCAUCUACAAUCCUAAAUGAUUCAACUGUUAAUUUUCUUUUGUUUAUAAUUUGAAACUUUCAUGUAUAAUGCAUUUACUUUUAUAUAUUGAAGAAAAUUGAAUAAGGGACAUCACUUUAACAUAUAAUUGGAA
Ylistrum balloti is the source of this 2394-nucleotide messenger RNA. RefSeq lists its product as uncharacterized. NCBI's taxonomy places the organism in Eukaryota, Metazoa, Mollusca, Bivalvia, Pectinida, Pectinidae. Bases 43 to 1932 code for a protein of 629 amino acids. The transcript has 2 exons. The record is from RefSeq and is a predicted model, not a curated record.